CAAAAAUAAUUUAUUUAUUUUCAUGUAUAAAUAUUAAAACUGAUUAUAUAGAGAGACAGGUGAUAGUUAGCAGUGAAUGCUCGUUGGUACAACUCCUCAUUCUUCUCCGCAAAAAUAGCAAGUUAUUUAACAAACAAAAAAAUUCAUAUAAACGAUUUUAUUUUUUUGUGACUUUUGAGAUUCGUUAAUUCUGGAAAAUUUGUUUAUUUUCAAAACAAGAAUAUGGAUUCGUCAUAAAAGCUAGGCUAUGAUCAACAUGUUUCAUACAAACAAGAACAGGGCUUUUCAAGAAAGUAGCAUUCUCUGUUUCUGUUGUCUCAAUCCCUUUUGAUUUUUUUUGUGUUGGCAGAUUCAUCAAAUGUCGGUUCUUUCUUCUCGGACAGGACGAGAUCGUCAACGUUACGACAACAACUUCCGUCUCGUUUCUGGAUGCAUUCCUUAUAGGCUGAUGAAAGCUGACGAAACUGAAGAAGACUCAGGUGUUGACUUUGUAAACAAACUUGAAGUUCUUAUGGUUUCAUCUCCUAAUCGUCAUGAUCUUGUCUUCCCAAAGGGAGGAUGGGAAGAUGAUGAGACUGUUCUUGAAGCUGCUUCUCGUGAAGCCAUUGAAGAAGCAGGAGUUAAAGGAAUACUUAGAGAACUUCCUUUAGGAGUUUGGGAAUUUAGAAGCAAAAGUAGCACAGUGGAGGAUGAAUGUUUAGGUGGAUGUAAAGGAUAUAUGUUUGCAUUAAAAGUUACCGAAGAACUCGAGGAUUGGCCAGAGCGAAAGAAUCGUGAACGAAGAUGGUUGACUGUUAAAGAAGCGUUGGAGCUUUGUCGGUAUGAGUGGAUGCAGAGAGCACUUGAAGAGUUUUUGAGAGUAAUGGAAGAUGAAAGAAGAUUGAGAACAGAGGAAGAGACAGUGCAUGAUUCUUCAAAGCUAGAGGAGGAGAGUCAAAUAGAUCCUUGGUACUGUUUUGUAGUUAACUAGUUUUUCAUAUUCUUUAGCUAACGUAAACAAAUUGAAAAAAUGAGAAGUAAAGUGACUGCAACACAUGUGACAUGAUAUAAUCUCAAAUCAUCUGUCUUGAAUCUUGAUAUCUGUCUGUUUGAAGUGAUAAAGAUAGAGUUGUCUUUAUAUGCAAUUGGGACACCAAAUGCAAAAAGACAAAGGACAUAGAAGAAAUUACCUAAUCACACACAAAUCAAUGCUUAAGGCUUGACUUCAAAAUCAACUGAAUACACUUAAGAAUCCAAAUCCCUAAGCUUAUGUCACAUGUUUAGUUAGG
This is a messenger RNA of Arabidopsis thaliana (thale cress), 1268 nucleotides long. It is a transcript of the gene NUDT12, whose product is annotated as nudix hydrolase homolog 12. Gene Ontology annotation, cellular component: mitochondrion. Bases 359 to 970 code for a protein of 203 amino acids. The record is from RefSeq and is marked reviewed. Gene Ontology annotation, molecular function: pyrophosphatase activity; diphosphoinositol-polyphosphate diphosphatase activity; hydrolase activity. NCBI's taxonomy places the organism in Eukaryota, Viridiplantae, Streptophyta, Magnoliopsida, Brassicales, Brassicaceae. The transcript is spliced from 5 exons.